Messenger RNA from Girardinichthys multiradiatus, 3329 nucleotides. It is a transcript of the gene lsm14aa, whose product is annotated as LSM14A mRNA processing body assembly factor a. The coding region runs from base 164 to 1633 and encodes 489 amino acids. NCBI's taxonomy places the organism in Eukaryota, Metazoa, Chordata, Actinopteri, Cyprinodontiformes, Goodeidae. Gene Ontology annotation, biological process: P-body assembly; cytoplasmic stress granule assembly. The transcript is spliced from 11 exons. The record is from RefSeq and is a predicted model, not a curated record. Gene Ontology annotation, cellular component: P-body. Gene Ontology annotation, molecular function: mRNA binding.
AUGGAGGCGGAGGCGGCCAUAUUGUAGCUGCAAAGCGGCGUCAGUGUCAGAGGGAACGGAACCGAAACACACCGGGACAGUCGCCCCAGAACCCAUCUGCUGACUGUGCGGCUCGGAGGCACCGGCCCUUUCCCAUUUGCGGAGCCGAGAAGCGGGAGCCACCAUGAGCGGCGGAACUCCUUAUCUGGGUAGUAAGAUCAGCCUGAUCUCAAAGGCCGAGAUUCGCUACGAAGGGAUUCUGUACACCAUCGACACCGAGAACUCCACCGUGGCCCUGGCUAAAGUCCGCUCCUUCGGUACCGAGGAUCGCCCAACGGACCGGCCCAUUCCUCCCCGAGAAGACAUCUUUGAGUACAUCAUCUUCAGGGGCAGCGACAUCAAGGACUUGACAGUGUGUGAGCCGCCCAAACCGACAUGCUCGCUUCCCCAGGACCCCGCCAUUGUUCAGUCCUCCAUCAGCACCAGCUCCUCAUCAGCGGCGGCCUCAGCUCCAACUCCGUUCCAGUCUUCAGGCUCCUACGGCCUUUUCAGCAGAGCUCCGGUUCCUGCGUACAACCAGUUCAGCUCCAGCGCUCUGGUCUCUCCCCAGUUUGGACCCGUUGGUGUGGGUAAGCCAGGGCACUCCAUGGCUUCCUUUGUGAACUCCCAUCCCGCCCCGAGUGGUUCUGACUUGCGGUCUGUGGGGACUUUGACUGAAGGACGCAGCAGUCCCGGUCUGGAAGCUAUCAGGAAGAGUCCCACUCUGGAGCCGGCGAUCCAGAGUGGGCCUUCUGUGGCGACAUCCACCACCACCACAGCUCCAGCCCCCGGUCUGGGACGGAGGAGCCCCCCCCAUGGCCGCUCUGCCCCGGCAGGACCUUCUCAGAGCAGCCAGAAGGUUCAGCAGCAGGACGGAGUGGACAAUCUGAGGGGAUCAGACGUCCAGGGCAGAGCUGAGGGCGAACAGGCGCGAGGAGAAGGCAGGGAGCCCAGUAAACGCUCCACAGCAGCUGCCGGCGGAGCGGUGAACCGACGCGGCCGAGGGGGCGGGCACCACGGCAGGGGGCGCUUCAACGUGCGCCGAGACGGACCCAUGAAGUUCGAGAAGGACUUUGACUUUGAGAGCGCCAACGCCCAGUUCAACAAGGAGGAGAUCGAGAGGGAGUUUCAGAGCAAGCUGAAACUGAAAGAUGAGAAGACAGAGAAAGCGCUAAAUGGAGAAGAGAAGGCAGAUUCUGGAGUGGAAACCCAGAAGAGUGAGGGCAACAACGAAGAUGAGAGCGACCCGCUGGGCCCGCACUGUUACUACGACAAGUCCAAGUCGUUCUUCGACAACAUCUCCUGUGACGACACGAGGAAAGCUGGAGAUAAGUCUGGAGCCUCCGGUUUCCCUCGGGAGCGUCGGCAGACCUGGGCGGAGGAGAGGAGGAUGAACGCAGAGACAUUCGGCAUCCCUUUGCGUCAUGGCCGAGGCCGCGGAGGUUACCGAGGCCGUGGGGGGCUGGGCUUCAGAGGAGGGCGGGGGCGUUCGUCCAGCCGAGGUUCCUUUGGGCCCCCUCAGGGCAGCAGCUUCAGGGGAGGAUACCGAGGAAACCAGGCAGGGCGCGAAUUCGCCAACUUACCUUACAGGAAGGACAACAAAGCGGCUGCAUAGUGUCGACAGGAGGAGGAAGCUCCGUGAAGCUGGAACUUCUUCCAGGGGAAAACGGCAAGCUUUGGUUCCGUUCUGUCCACUAGAUUCCUGAAGAUUGUCUCCUCGUUGUUUCUGUCACCAGCACUGGAGUAGACUCUGAAUGCAGCUUAAUGUUCCGUCUGUCUCAGACCACCACGAUAACGAUGCAGUUUAUUAGAGAAAGUGAUUCCCGCUAAAUGUUUUAGUUCCUCAGCUGUGGAGCUCCUGUAGCUUAAUCGGGGUUUGUCCUGUAGAGGGCGCUGCGGGCUCUAACUUGGAGUUUUCUACUAUUAUAUCAUGUCACAGGGUGACUCGCUGAGCUUGUUCCUCACUCCUCCAGUUGUUGGCCUUCUGUAGCUCUGACGUUCUCUCCUCCACCUGUCUAAUAUCACUGGUUUUACUGGAUGUUGUGGGUCGUUUCCAGCUCCCAGUUCACACAGAUUCACCACUGAUCGUUCCUCUGUUUGGUUUUCUUACUGCAGGAACUCUCCGGUUUGCUUUGGUUCAUCUCUUAGAUGUUUGGGCCAGAAUUUACCCUCCAGAACCUUGUUACAUUAAAGCCUCUGAUGAAUGCCGGACCAACAGGAGAACCUGUCCACAGAAGCUAUCUGCUCACCAUGAAGUUCAGCUGAAUGACAUUUUUAAACCAUUUUGGUUUGGCAAGAAAUGAAUCUUUCCGAUCACUAAAAGAAAUUCCUGUAAACCAGUAAAUCCUUUGCAGACUUGAGGAGCAGUGAAACUAUUUCCUCUACUGGGAUUGGACUAUAAAACUAAAUUUUCUCUUUUUUUUUUUCCUGAUCAGUUUUAAUUUGAGUCCAGUGUGGAACCAGAAGGUUCUAUAACUCAGCCGUGAAGCAGAACCUUUCCAUCUCAGAGAUGAACAGGAAGCUUCAGAUUUUCCUCCUGCGCUUUAACUCUUCCGAACCUGGAGCCAGUCGGCCGGCCUCAUUCCUCGUCCCGUUGCAGUCUUCAUGAAGCCACUAACGUCGCCCCGCUACACUGCACGCCGGCCGGCAGGAAGUGAUGUCACAUAGACAGACAGAGCUGUGCACUGUAGCAACGUCAGUCAGCAAUAUUCCUGCGUUUGGCAACUGCAGGUUUCCGUAUGUUCAGCAGCCUCCGAGUCGGUCCUGAUGGGUCAGAUCCCCGCGCGGUUCGAUCCAGAUUGCAGCAUGAUCCGAACCUGUUAAUGAUGUCAGCCAUCUUUUACCGUUGCUGCUGCUCGCUCGUAUCUUUUAUGGUUUUCUGUGAUCAAAGAUCAGAACAUCCAGCUAGUGCUAUGACAUUUAAUGAUCCAUUUAGCUGAUCUGAUCAGAACACGCCAGUAUUAUAGCUUGGUCUUUGGCAUGGGUCUUUUUCUGAUUCAGACAACAAACCCGUAGAUUCUCCUGAAAAGACUUUCCAUGAUCCGACACGCAGAGCCACCUUUAAACUGUGCUCAGGAAAUGGGAGAGGACUGGUCCGAAAGGCGGUUCUCUUCAGAUGGAAAGAACUGUUUGAGACAUUAAGGUUCCUAACUGAAUGUUGGUUUGGAUUUGCAGAGAAACGGCUUUGUGGUGUGUUCAGUGACAAGUCCUGGUUCCAGUCUGGACCCACACCUGGAAAAAAAAAAAAAGCGAGCUUUUAACUGAUGCAUUGUACAAUAAAAACUGAAAUAAAGACACUAAGUUUGCAGAAA